AUGAAGAAAGUUCAAGGAAAUGAUUCUUUUCAGCGCAUUAAUUUCUUAUAUCAAAUUGCUAAAGAGAUGUCGACUAUUAAUCCGGCAUUAUCUUCAUACUAUGGCAACUUGAUCAUUAAUAUUGCCAAAAAGGGUGUUCUAAAAAUACAUCCAGACAUUAAAAGACAAAUUUGUAAAAAGUGCAAAUCUGUAUUCACCAAUACAACAAGAAAAGUGAGAAUUAAAUGUAAAAACAAUUCAAAGUAUAUUCAGCACAUUUAGUCGUCUAUCUAUUCUAACGUGAAAGACGACGUCUUAUCAAAUGCACGCUCAGCGAGAAAACUGUUACACGAGAAUAAUAGAAUUAAACAUUUUAAAAGACCUGAGAUAAAUUAUGUGAAAUUAGCUCAGAAGAAAGAAGACAUGAAAGUUUUCAAAACUAAAAACGACGAGUUUAUUUUGAAUCCUGCUGUCGCGAAAGCUAUUAAAAUUGAUAAACAAAUUUAUCGUAAGGACCCCGUACUUAAUAUUAUCAAGAAUAUGAAUGGCAGAAGAAAAUAUAGUCCCGAAACCGAUAGUAUUUCAAGUUCCAGUUUAGAGGGGAAAAAUUGGAAAGAGGAAUGGAAAGAACAUUGGCUAUUGAAAAAACUUGAAGCCAUUAACUCAUCUAUACCAAAAGGAGAUAUGGUUAAUAUGGUUGCGGCACGACCAUGGGGUGUGCCUUGUGGAGAUCCCAACCAACAUGAUACUCCGUGGGGUUCCUGCAUGUUGCCAAUGGAAUGUGAAGCCGAAUACAGAAUCUAUCGUGGCGAUUACUUCUGUGGUCGAAGUCAGUUCGUCUGUUGCGCUCUACAAAUGACCACUUACGAUCUUUAUACUGGCUUUGAUGUAUCUUUCGCUGAUUCGAGUCUAGCCACUGACACAGAAGAAAAACGUAAUCGAGAUAGGGGUUCAAAAGAGCGACGUCGUCGGAAAAAGAAAAGAGAACAGAAACGACGCAGACGAGAACGUUUGAAACGAAAGCGCAAAAUAAAAAGAGAUAUAAGAAGAAUAAUUCGCGAAAUCACUAAAAUACUAAAUAGAUCGUUUAGAAACGGCACCACAGCGCGGAAGAAGAAGACGAAACAAUUGAAGAAGUUCAUUAAAGAAAUGAAGAAGAAGUACAAGAAGGAUAGGAAGGCUGUGAAAGAUAUUCACGAAAUGGAAAUGAUUAAAAUAGACGCAGCUCUACAGAAGAGGUUGAAUGAAAUAAAGGGAAUGAACGAGGCAUAUGUAAAGAAUUCUACUUUUAGAGAUAUUGUGGUAAAUGGGACGAUAAGUAAGAAGAAUGUUAGGCUCUUGAUGAAUGCAUAUCCUGAAUUAAGGGAGCUUUUGAAUACGAGGAGAAGUGGUAGGUCUCCAGAUUAUCUAGAAUACGAUAUUGAGUAUGGAUUAUUGUACGAUUAG
This is a messenger RNA of Leptosia nina, 1425 nucleotides long. Lineage: Eukaryota; Metazoa; Arthropoda; Insecta; Lepidoptera; Pieridae. The record is from the annotation of a GenBank genome assembly.